AUGCUGGAUAUAACUGGAAUGUUUGCUGAAAGCUUGGAAGCCUUGACAUCGACGACGGGACAUACCUUCACGAAUGAUUACGAUUCCUCCUCAUCAAAUUACGAACACUCAUCAACACCGAUUUAUGAUU
Molecule: messenger RNA, 130 nt
Organism: Acaulospora morrowiae
Lineage: Eukaryota; Fungi; Glomeromycota; Glomeromycetes; Diversisporales; Acaulosporaceae
Source: the annotation of a GenBank genome assembly